CCAGACAUGUGGACCUCAGCAGCGCUCCUGGCGGGCCUCGUGCUGACCGCGGCCUCGCUGCCCCGGGAGGCCGACCGCUACUUCCAGGCCUCCGAGGACUUCUUGAGGCGGCAGCUGCAGGUGAUGCAGAUGUUCCUGUGGCAGUACGACGCGCAGAUGUACGAGCCCUUCGCUGCCAUCCUCGAGUCGUACGACCUGAAGGACAACCUGGCGCACUUCAAGGAGGACCCCGAGCCGGCCAGGAGGCUGCUGGCUCUGUGCGAGGAGGGCUCGCUGUUCCCCGCCGACAAGGUGUUCACGCUGUUCGAGUCGCAGCCCUGGGUGGAGGCGCGCCUGCUGUUCGACGUGUUCCUCGGGGCCGCCGACCUGGACACCUUCAUCAAGACGGCGGUGUGGACCAGGCAGCGGGUGAACCGGGGGCUGUUCUACCACGUCUUCAGGACCGCCCUGGCGGCGCGCCCCGACUCCAGGGACUUCUACUGCCCGGCCGCCUACGAGACCUACCCGCAGGGCUUCCUGGACGAGCGAGUCAUCCAGAGGGCCGUCGACGCCAAGAUCAGAGCGCUGCAGACGGGUGACCUCCGGCGGGUGGUGGUCGCCGCCAACUGCAGCGGCCGCUGGGACGCCGGCCGCGACCCGGAGGGCGCGCUGUGCUACUUCAGGGAGGACGUGGGGCUGAACACGCUCAGCGCGGAGUUCCACCGCCAGCUGCCCGCUUGGCUCAACUCCUCGGAGCACGGCAGCGCGCUCCCCGACCGCAAGGGCGAGCUGUUCCUCCACUUCCACCGCCAGCUGCUGGCGCGCUACCACCUGGAGCGGCUCGGCAACAAUCUGGGGGAGACGCCCCACCUCCGGGAGGACAUGUCUCUGGUUGGAUACUACCCUCAUCUGAGGCACUCUACGGGCGAGCAGGUGACUCCGCGCCAGCCGUUCUCCAAGAUCCGUGACACCGAGAGACUUACACUGUCCGAGUACAAGGACUACGUCAAGAGGAUCCAGGAAGCCAUCAACGUGGGCUAUGUCAUUGCCGAAAAUGGAACGCAAGUUUCCCUGCAUGGUGAGAGGGGCUGGAACAUUCUCGGAGAGAUGUUGGCGUUUGUGGGAGAUAACAUCAACUACAAUUACUACGGCAGCAUUUACUACAAAGAGAUGUACCUGUUAGGAGCUGGAAAUGAAAAGAGAGCUCCAAGCGCCCUUCUGCACCCGGAGACGGCUCUAAGGGACCCUCUGUACUACCAGGGCCUCCGCACAUUCUUCAAGGAAUACUAUUACAAGUAUUUGGAAACUCUUCCAAAACACACGUUUGAUGAUGUUGCCUGCUCUGGACUGACCAUCGUCAAUGUGGACGUGGACAAACUGGUUACGUAUUUCGACAAUUUUGACAUCGACUUGUUCCACGUGACAGGAAAGGGCUUCAAGCUGGAAGAUAAUACGCUGGAGGUUUCGGCAAGACUGGAGCGGCUCAACCACCAGCCGUUCUCGUACAGAGUGGCUCUGACCAGCGACAAAGACACGGACGUGAUAGUGAAGGUCUACCUCACCCCCAAGUACGACAUUCACAGCCGCACGCUGCCAAUGAACAAGAGAAUAUUCUAUGCAUUUGAGAUCGACAGAUUUCCUGCUAAAGUGACUGCUGGAAAGAACAUAAUCCAGAGGAAAAGUCAAAACUCCACUGUGGCAGUUGGAGAUCCCCCAACUUUCAAGACAAUGUGGAAAAAGGUUCAAGACAGUUUGGCUGGCAAAGAUACCUUGGUUAUGGAUAAGUUCGCCCGGCCCUACGGCUUCCCCCAGCGCCUGCUGCUGCCCAAGGGCACGCGCGCCGGCCUGCCCGUGCAGCUGGUGGUGGCCGUGUUCCCCCGCCAGGAGGCCGACCCCACGGACCCCGCCGCCUACCACCUGGACUCCUUCCCGCUGCUGGGCGCCGGCUACGACGUCAAGUUCCCCGACCGCCGGCCCAUGUCCUUCCCCGCCGACCGCCUCUACCGCAGCGAGUACGACGCCCGGGUGCCCAACAUCUUCACCAAGGAGGUGCGCAUCUUCCACAAGAACAUCGACGAGAUCACGGCAGGGACGCGGUGAACUGAAGUCGCUGGACUCCCGGCAGCACACGGGCAACGGAAACAUCGAGCACCCGAAGACAUUAACUUUAUUUGUGCUCAGAAAAGAAUUAAAUGAUGCAUGAUGAUAAUAA
Bacillus rossius redtenbacheri is the source of this 2191-nucleotide messenger RNA. RefSeq names its product hexamerin-like. Lineage: Eukaryota; Metazoa; Arthropoda; Insecta; Phasmatodea; Bacillidae. The coding region runs from base 7 to 2079 and encodes 690 amino acids. The record is from RefSeq and is a predicted model, not a curated record. The transcript has 11 exons.